Molecule: messenger RNA, 1552 nt
Organism: Aspergillus candidus
Lineage: Eukaryota; Fungi; Ascomycota; Eurotiomycetes; Eurotiales; Aspergillaceae
Product: J domain-containing protein
Exons: 2
Coding region: 172-1047 (291 amino acids)
Source: RefSeq, a predicted model, not a curated record
CUCAGGUCCCCCCCCACCACGUGACCUUAUCGGACCAUUCUUCGUCUCCACUUUGUCUUCUUCUCUUUCUCCACUUCUUCUUCUGCACUUCUGCAUCGUCCCAUUUCCUAUGACUCUUGAAACUGUGGGAGAGGUUCACUCGAUCCCCUCCUCUCGGGAAACCAUGAGGCCAUGCUUAAGAAAUCAAACCCUUUUCAUUGCGGGCGACUAUCACUGCUGAACCCCGCCAGCUCCGUCUCGCCACUGGCGUCAUCGCACUGCGUCCACGGGUCUCGACGGUAUGCCACCGCGCAGGGUGAUCUCUCCUGGCCCUCCACCACGUCGUUUACUCCCUACGAUCUCUUUAAACAGGACCGGCUUGCCCCCUACAAGAAGUCACAUUUCUAUGAACUCGUCAAGGUCUACCACCCCGAUCGACCGUGCAACGAUCACCCGCUAUGCCGGAACAUCUCCCCCGAAGUGAGACUCCAGCGAUACCACAUCCUCGUCGCGGCCCAUGAGAUCCUUUCUGAUCCCUCCAAACGGGCGGCGUAUGACCUGUCCGGCUCGGGGUGGAAUUUGCACCCUCCCGACAGCGCUCCAACUCCCCCCUGGGCGCGGCCGGCGUGGCGCGGCGACGGUCCGAUCUAUGGCAAUGCAACAUGGGAGGACUGGGAGGCGUAUCAUAAUCGACACCAGCCCAAGCAGGAGAACAUGGUCGAUCAUCGGACCUUUGCGACGUUUGUCAUCCUCCUCGUCCUGUUUUCUGGCUCCGUGCAGGCCUCGUGGAUCAGCAAUCGCAGCGCCGGGUACGACGACCGACUGCGGCAGGUCAGUGAGGAGUCCGGUCGGCUGUUGAAUGGGCGUCGGGAGAGUACGGCGAAGCAUCUGGGCUCCAGCGAGGCCAAGUUGCAGGAUUUUCUCAUCCGGAGAGAUCCGUCAGGGUCGGGAUUGAAGGGGGACGAGCAGGAGGUAUACCAGGAUGUCCUCCAUUCUUCCAAGGGCCGGAAUGUUCCUGGCCCAGCUGACGCGGCGCGUAAUUUGGCCGAAGGGCCGGAGACUGCAUAGUCAUUGACGCCCCAUGGUCGUCAGUGAUUCACGGAUACUAUUCUGGUGUCAGUACAUAGACGAGUCCUGUCUGACUUGUUUGAGUCUCGUGUCAUAGCGAUGACCAGCCCCCGUGCAUCGUCAUUGUUUCAACGACCGCGCAACAGCUUCUGCGCAAUGCAAUGCCACGCCGUUGAGUACGCGGUGAUCGAGAAUCGGCACUUCAGACAUCAAUUCUUUAGAGAGGUAUCAGUCAGAUAUGAGUUAUGUGUGUUGGCGUGAGCUCUCAAACAAUGACCCUCUGAUAAUUGUGCGUUGCAACAAUCUCAACCGCACCAGCACCAGGCAGCGGCGAUAUUUGAUUUAGGAUGAUAUUAUUAAACGAAUACGUCAUGGAACAAUCCGGCCAUACACGCAUGAUCCAUAAACCAUACUCUCCUAAAAAGAAAGGAACGUCUUGUUCACACAAAGUGAGGCGUCCCGUUCUAAAAUUGGCCACAGCCGCGACAGUGCAGCACAUCCGACC